This is a messenger RNA of Pelodiscus sinensis (Chinese soft-shelled turtle), 705 nucleotides long. RefSeq names its product dpy-30 histone methyltransferase complex regulatory subunit (gene DPY30). Lineage: Eukaryota; Metazoa; Chordata; Testudines; Trionychidae. The record is from RefSeq and is a predicted model, not a curated record. Gene Ontology annotation, cellular component: Set1C/COMPASS complex.
CGGCAAAACAAUUUACGAUCCCUCCCUCUCUCCCGGCCGCGCUGUUGCUAGGGGCUGACGCUGUGGAGAGGCUGCUGCAGCCUCACAACGAUUCCUGCUCGCCGUGGCCCCGCGCUGGGAGUCGCUGCAGCCUCCCGCCCCGCCCCGCAUCCGCGCGCGUGAAGCUGCGGUCCCGAGAGGUUGUUGCAUAUUUGGUCACUUUCCAGUUUCAAAUCAUGGAUACAGAACAGAUCAUGGAGGGGCAGGCACAGGUACCAGAAAAUCCUCAUGCUGAGUAUGGCCUCACAGAAAAUGUAGAGAGGAUAGUAGAAAAUGAGAAGAGUAACGCAGAGAAAACAUCAAAGCAGAAAGUGGAUCUUCAGUCGUUACCUACACGUGCCUACUUGGAUCAGACAGUUGUGCCUAUUUUACUACAGGGACUUGCUGUACUUGCAAAGGAGAGACCACCAAAUCCUAUUGAAUUCCUAGCAGCAUAUCUUUUAAAAAACAAGUCUCAGUUUGAGGAUCGAAAUUAAUUCCAUGGGAAGAGGACAACAGUUUGGCUGCUAAACUUACAUGCUAACUUCUUUGAUUUCUUACAUGAGUCAUUCAUUCUUUGCUGUAAAAAUCAUAUAGAACCACAAAUGUCUUUCAUAACUGCACAAUUUCUUUUCUCUUUUCUUGAGUUAUUUAAUAAAGUACAUUUUUAUUCUCACUAGUCUGAAA